Molecule: messenger RNA, 1714 nt
Organism: Lecanosticta acicola
Lineage: Eukaryota; Fungi; Ascomycota; Dothideomycetes; Mycosphaerellales; Mycosphaerellaceae
Source: the annotation of a GenBank genome assembly
AUGGCAGUUGUCGACGAGUUGCCGGGUGUUGAGGUCACAAUCACCGUCGACGGCCAGGCACUGGAGGAAUAUCUCGAUGGUGAUGAACGCAACGAGCCCAAUGCGGUGACCAAGUUCGUCGAAGCGACGACCGGAAAGAAUUUCGAGAUUGUGUACCUUGUCCGCAAAGGCACCGAAUUCAGAGGAGACUGCAUGGCAUUCGCCAUUUCUGUGGACGGUUCCAGGAUGGGACGUCCACUAGUGAGAAAGGAGAGUUGUCUCGAUAAAGAUGCGAGCGAAAAUCUAAAGGGUGCGAUAGUCCCAGGUUGCAAGCUCAAGAAGUUCGAAUUCGUGGCUUUAGAGACAGGUAUGUUAGCCACGACGUAGCGAGGUAGCCCCUCAGAAUAACACGAUCACCAGUCCAAGAUGGCCAUUCAAGCUUCGAAGAGAUCGCGAAGCUUCAGGGAUUAGGCUGCAUCAAAGUUGAAGUAUUCCACAGAAUCAUCACAGGGGAGAGCUCAAAACAUAACCCACGGGUGGGAACUUUCCAGCCCGUUGAUUUCGUCCCUGAGAGAGCAGUAAAAGGCAAAGCGCUCACUCAGCAGGUCAAGUACGUGUCUUGUUCCCGAACUCGCAUCCUCGCUAAAGCAAAUGACUAGAUUGGGAGAUACGGUUCCUUGCGCGCCAAGUAUUAUGUACUCCAGCCGACCUGUUGAUGCUUCCGGAAAGCCGGCCGCUACAUUCAUGUUCAAUUACCGCACCAACAGUAAGUAGCGUAGAUCGAUCGUGCGGAUCCGGUACUGACAUGCUCGUAGAUGCCCUCAAAUCGUUGCUCAUCAUCCCACGUACCCCAUCUCCUGAGCCACCAACGCCGCUUCACCUCCGCGAUCCUACGACUCUGACACCGGCGGAGAUUGUCCUCUUACAGCAGGGCUUCGCUGCAGCUGCUAGUGAGAAGGUGAGUACGAGACAUUACAUGAUGUGAGACAUCUCGACUGACCAUAGGUAGGAGGCUAAAGCGGAGAAGAUGUCGAAGGUCAAGCGCGAGCACCCCGAUGACAGCGACGCUCCCCGUAAGAAGGCUGCUCGACCACAGGCUGGCAACACUCUACUCGAACUCGAUGAGGAGGGCGGUUUUCGAGAGUCGUCCAUAGCUACGCUCGGUGGGCAGGAGAGAGAGAUCAUUGAGAUUGACUAGCUAUCCCAAUCAUGAGGGUAUGUUUCGAGAGUCGUCCACGCUAACAAUCGGCUUGAAGGAGAAGGAGAUUUUUGCGAUUGACUAGCUAUCCCGAUGAGGAGGGUUCUUUUCGAGAGUCGUCCACAGCGGCGCAUGGCCUGGAGAAGAAGGAGAUGAUCGAGAUUGACUUGCCAGCUCCGACAAUCCGGCUCGACUACACGUGCCGGCACUCUUCAUAUGGAGCUUAAUAUCCAAAUGGCAACAUGUGCUACGUCCAGGAGCAUGAGAAUAGAAGCUUCUUCAACCCAACUUCUUACCGCAUUUGUUUUGUUCUUUCUUUUCUGACAACAUCAAUGAUACACAGCUCCGACAGCUACCGACACGCCCAAAUUUCUUUCUUUCAACGACAUCACCGCGCUGUUCAGGAUGGUCCUCUUUGAGAUUCGCGAUGUCACAGAAGUUCGUAUCGACGUCGACGGCGAGCCGCUUCCAGAAUACACAGAUCAGGAAUUUCCAGAUCAACCCAACGCGCAGGACGUACAGAUUAUGCAGGAAUAG